Messenger RNA from Ailuropoda melanoleuca (giant panda), 2018 nucleotides. It is a transcript of the gene LSP1, whose product is annotated as lymphocyte specific protein 1. NCBI's taxonomy places the organism in Eukaryota, Metazoa, Chordata, Mammalia, Carnivora, Ursidae. Gene Ontology annotation, molecular function: actin binding. The record is from RefSeq and is a predicted model, not a curated record. Gene Ontology annotation, biological process: signal transduction. The transcript has 11 exons. Bases 163 to 1266 code for a protein of 367 amino acids.
AACAACACCCCAACCCCAGCCCCAAUGUGUUUCAAACCUCAACCUGCAGCGGAAGGGGGAAGUGAAACCUGGCUGGGGGUGGGGGCUCUGGGGCCCGCCGCCUGAGGAAGCACCCAGAGCAGCAGCACAGACGCACGGCCUGGAGUGGCCCAAGCCAGCCCGAUGGCGGAGGCUCCCAGCCCCCCCAGCUCCGAGGAGCAGGAAGAGCUGCUGGCAGACAAAGAUGCCGGGCUCACCACUCAGUGGAGCGUGGAAGAUGAGGAGGAGGCCGCCCGGGAGCGGCGCCGCCGGGAGAGGGACCGGCAGCUGCGGGACCAGGACGAGGACAGCGGCGGCCAGUGCCCCGAGCUGCCUGAGCGGGAGACCCUCCUCAGCUUGAAGCCCUCAGAGGCUCCUGAACUGGACGAGGAUGAGGGUUUCAGCGACUGGUCCCAGAAGCCAGAGCAGCGGCGACAGCACUGGGGGGCCGGGGAGACCUCCAGCUGCGGGGAGCCCCCAGGGGGCGAGAGUUCGGAGGGGCAGCAGGAGGAGGACAGGCCCCACCAGCACGCCCGUGGGAACCGGGAUGGUGAUGAGCAGAGCCCAGCCGGAGUCUGCCUGGAGGCGCUGCAUCUGAGCCCCAGCUCAGAGCCCCAGGGAGGGCCUGGGACAGAGGAGACAGAGCCCAAGAGCCCAGAGGGGACCAUCCGGGGCAGCCUGGGACCCACAGAAGCCGGGGAGGCCGCUGAGCAGCACCGGAAACGCGAGCAGCCCAGGACACCCAGCCCCCUGGUCUUGGAAGGCACCACUGAACCAGGCUCGCCUCCCCUGAGCCCCAGCACCAAACUCAUCGACAGAACCGAGUCUCUGAACCGCUCCAUCAAGAAGAGUAACAGUGUGAAGAAGUCCCAGCCAGCCCUGCCCAUCUCCAAGAUUGAUGAGCGGUUGGAGCAGUACACCCAGGCCAUUGAGUGGGCUCUUUCUCCUUUGCAGACUGCUGGCCGGACCUCCAAGCUAGUCCGCCAGCCCUCCAUUGAGCUGCCCAGCAUGGCCGUGGCAAGCACCAAGAGCCGGUGGGAGACAGGAGAGGUGCAGGCUCAGUCCACUGCCAAGGGCCCCUCCUGCAAGGAUAUUGUAGCUGGAGACAUGAGCAAGAAAAGCCUCUGGGAGCAGAAAGGAGGCUCCAAGACAUCAUCGACAAUUAAGAGUACCCCAUCUGGAAAGAGGUACAAGUUUGUGGCCACCGGACACGGGAAGUAUGAGAAGGUGCUCGUGGAUGAGAGCUAGGCACCCUAGCCGGCCCUUCCUGCUCACCUGAGAUGACAGGUGCCUCUGGCAGCAGCCUCCACGCUCAAGGGGGAGAGUCCAGCCUGACGCCCACCCUGGCCCUGCCAUGGAGCCGCUGCCAUGGCCUCUUGGCCUGCCCGCACCCCUCUCUCAUCCAGCGCAGUCCCACCUCUCCGUUCCUCCACCCCCUGACCUCUCUCCCCUCCCACUCUCUGACCCCCACUCUGCCUCUCAUGGCGGGGGCAGGAAAGGGACGAUCACUGGUGAUUGAUCCAAGGGGCCACCCCCGCAGAGGCCGAAGUUUCCCGAGGAAGGCCCAGGCUGGGCAGAGAGAGAGCACCUUCUGGGGAACCUCCAGGUCAAGAGACGGCGACUCCUGCAGCACGUUCUCAGGCCCUGCACCACCGCCCCCAACCCUGCUUGCAGCCUCCUCCUAGUGCAAUAAAGCUCCGCGUGUGUCCCAAACGCUCGCUCUGUGUUCACUAAUCGGGGAGCUGCAGGGAGCAGUGCCAGCCCAGUUGGAAAGUCCUCCCCACCCACCCUGGACAGUGGUAGCAUCCAGGCUUCUGGCCUCCAGAUUCAGACCCUCUGUCCUGUCCCAUGGCCUUCCGCAGUGUUAGACUCUGGGAUCAGAGGUAUGUGGUGACUUAAGUUGGGCUGCACAUGAUGGGUGAGGUCCAGUCCUCCUCUUCCAGAACACCUGUGAUGCUUCCCCUCUUGACUGACCUGAUUAAAAUUUAUGGCGCUUGAAA